ACAUUAGAGCGCGCUGAUUUUGAAAUGUGCGUUUCAUAAGCUUAAGAGGGCGAUCAACAGUAGCAUGAAAUAGAAAUAAAUAAUUAAAAUCAUUACCAAAAAUACAUAAGAUUUGAAAAACAAAAUCACACUAAAUGCUUGUCCAACCAAGUCCAGUUGUUUAUCCUGUACACAGCAACAUCGUGAAGAAUUUGAUGUGGAAAUGGUUCAUAAUGCAGGAAGUAAAUAUUUACAAACUGUACAGUGUAUAAAAACCGUCGAGACACGUGACAUAUAUUCAGGAGUAUGGGCAAAGACAAGCGUGUUGUAUAUUUUUACGAUCCAGAUUGUGGAAAUUUUCAUUAUGGACCGAAUCAUCCUAUGAAACCACAUAGACUUACACUGACUCAUACUCUUGUGGUAAACUAUAAUCUGACAGAUCGCAUGAAGGUCUACAAACCGUAUCAUGCCAGUAUGAAGGAUAUGAUAUCAUUUCAUUCACAAGAAUAUAUCGAAUUCCUGCGUGAUGUCACACCAUCUAAUGUGCAUACAUUUCCUAAAGAAAAAUUAUUAACCUAUAAUAUUGGUGAGGAUUGCCCAAUUUUCGACGGUAUAUAUCGCUUUUCCUCUAUUCACACUGGUGCAUCACUUCAAGCUGCUAAAUACUUAAAUAAUGGAGUAACAGAUAUUGCAAUCAAUUGGUCUGGGGGACUUCAUCAUGCUAAGAAAUUUGAAGCGUCUGGAUUUUGUUAUGUAAAUGAUAUUGUUAUAGCCAUAUUAGAAUUAUUGAAAUACAAUCCACGUGUACUUUAUAUCGAUAUUGAUGUUCAUCAUGGUGAUGGCGUACAAGAAGCAUUUUAUCUCACGGAUCGUGUAAUGACAGUAUCGUUUCAUCGUUAUGGAAACAUGUUUUUCCCUGGAACAGGUGAUAUGUACGAAAUUGGAGCCAAAGCUGGGAAAUACUACGCAGUGAAUGUUCCUUUAAAAGAAGGCAUUGAUGAUGACAUGUAUUUCAGUGUUUUCCGAGCUGUUAUAAAUGACGUAGUUGCAUUUUAUCGACCAACAACUAUUGUACUUCAAUGUGGCGCUGAUUCGUUAGGCUGUGAUCGGUUAGGUGUAUUCAAUCUGUCUAUUAGAGGUCACGGGAGAUGUGUUCGAAUGGUUAAAGAACUUGGUCUGCCAUUAUUGGUUGUUGGCGGUGGUGGUUAUACUGUACGGAAUGUAGCACGCUGUUGGGCAUAUGAAACAGCCGUCCUACUCGAUCAAGAGAAAGAAAUUUCCAAUGAAUUACCUUAUUCCCCGUACAUUGAAUUCUUUUAUCCUGAUUAUACAUUACAUCCAGACUUGACAACUAAGUUGGAUAAUGCGAACACACGGCAAUAUAUUGAAGCGCUACGAAUGACAGUUCAUGAUAAUUUAAAACAACUUGUACAUGCUCCAAGUGUUCAAUUUACUGAUGUACCGAAUGAUUAUCUAGCGAACUUUUGUAAUGAUUCGAAUGAUGAACGGGAAAAACCAAACGAACUGUUUGUUGAAGAGGAGCAAGACUCAACAGCUGCUUGAUAACAAUUAAUUUUUCUCGUCAACAAAUUUUAUUUUCAUUUUAAUCUUCGUUAUUCCUCUCUCUUUCAUAUAUAUGCAAUUUCGUAUUACAAGCACACCGUUCUCAAACAACGUCCCGCCCCAAAAACAUUAACAACAGUAGGAAAGAUCACUUUUCUGAAGAUUUCAGUUCAAUAAAAAAAUAUUCUUGUCUCAAGUGUGAAAUAUUAUUGUUAUGAUUACCAUUAUUACACGUCAUGGAGAAAACAUCAUUUCUCCGAAAUACAAAUUGCAAAAUGAAAAAAAGAGAGAAAUUGUGAAAUCUACCAAAAAAUCAUGUAUAAAAUUUAUUCUUUGUAUCUUCCUAAAAAUAUAUGUAUGAAAUGAUGUUAAUGGCAAAUGUUGUAUGUAUGUAUAAUAUCAAUUAUUGUUG
Molecule: messenger RNA, 1954 nt
Organism: Schistosoma haematobium
Lineage: Eukaryota; Metazoa; Platyhelminthes; Trematoda; Strigeidida; Schistosomatidae
Gene: HDAC3
Product: Histone deacetylase 3
Exons: 13
Coding region: 286-1542 (418 amino acids)
Molecular function (GO): histone deacetylase activity
Source: RefSeq, a predicted model, not a curated record